Molecule: messenger RNA, 1253 nt
Organism: Strongylus vulgaris
Lineage: Eukaryota; Metazoa; Nematoda; Chromadorea; Rhabditida; Strongylidae
Source: the annotation of a GenBank genome assembly
GAACAACCCAAUGACCUUGCUAAGUUCGUGUUUUCCCAUCCAGCUGUCUUGCUCGCCACAAACCUUUCACAUUUCAGGUAUGUACAAUUGGAUAGUUUGCAAGAUCGUAAUGAGAAGCUUUUUUAUCGAGUGUUAUGUGACAAUAUCAAGGAAUUGAUGCCCAUAGUUUAUACUCCAACUGUUGGACAAGCUUGCCAAAAAUUCGGCUUCAUCUAUCGAAAUCCAAAAGGUUUGUACAUAACUAUCAACGACAAUUCCAUUAGUAAAAUUUACCAAAUACUUGCGAACUGGCCAGCUACCAAUAUUCAGGCGAUCGUAGUGACGGAUGGUGAACGAAUUCUUGGACUUGGGGAUCUGGGAGCCUAUGGUAUUGGUAUACCUGUUGGUAAGCUAGCCCUCUACGUAGCACUGGCAGGACUGCACCCUGAGUGGUGCCUUCCUGUACUCAUAGAUGUCGGCACUGAUAAUCAAGCAAGUAAUUUACUGAACGAUCCUUUCUAUACCGGUUUACGAAGGCCACGUGUUCGUGGACCAGAAUACGAUAGUUUGCUUGAUAACUUUAUGAAAGCAUGCACAAAGAGGUUUGGUCGCGACACCCUAAUUCAAUUCGAGGAUUUUGGUAAUCAAAAUGCAUAUCGCCUUCUGGACAGAUUUAAGAAUGAUUACUGCAUGUUCAACGAUGAUAUACAAGGUACUGCUUCCGUUGUUGUAGCCGGUUUGUUAGCAACUACAAGAAUUACUAAGAAAAAGUUAUCACAGCAGAAGCUCGUGUUCUUUGGAGCAGGAGGAGCUGCAACUGGAGUAGCUGAAAUGUGCGUGCGGCAGAUGGUCGAUGAGGGCUUAUCCGAACAAGAAGCAUGCGCCAACAUCCACAUGAUAGACAUUGAUGGUUUGAUAACUAAGAGCCGAUCUGCUACAUUAUCGGACCGUCAUCUCCGAUUUGCUAAGGAUCUACCGGAAACAAAGAGUCUCCUAGAAGUAGUCAGAACAGUCAGACCUGGUGCUAUCAUUGGAGCAUCGACUGUGGCUGGUGCAUUCACUGAGGAGGUAAUCACUGAAAUGGCAAAGAUCAACUCAAGGCCUAUCAUUUUUGCGCUUUCAAAUCCAACGAGCAAAGCUGAAUGUACAGCUGAAGCUGCAUUCCGACUAACAAAUAGAAAGCCCUCCUCUAGACAAGAAAAGAAGAAAAAAUUGAUUGUUGCAUCAAGAUCAGACCAUAGUACUUUCCGCUUGCAUAACACAUUUAUGUGAUU